UGCAGCUCAGCCGGCCAGGAGUUUUCCCCUCUCUGUGUCCCUGGAUGUCUUUCUGGCCGCUUCUCUUUGUUUUGACCACUUUCUCUUGCUUUAUCGUCUCUUUAGCAUUUGUUUGUCUCAUUAGUUGUGUAUUUGUCUUCUUCUGCUUGUGAGUUUGUUUAAUUUAUAUUGCAGAUUACCCAGCUCUGCUCAUAUACUCUUGUCAUUUUCUGGGACAAUAGCUUUGUGUCUUAGUGUGUCCCUGAAUUUGUGGGUGUUCUUAUUAUGUCGCUACCCCCUUCUCUAAUUUAAGCACCAUGUACGAUACAGAUUCCUUCUGUCUGCUGUUAUCUUAUUUUCUUCUUGACAUAACUAAGAUUGUGGAGCUAACACUUUAAAAAAAGGAAAAAAUAAAGCCUGCAAUGGAAGGUGGUGUGUGUGGCCCCUUAGGGCCCAGCUGGCACUGGGAGAAGAUUGUUGGGGUGGAUUGCAGUUCUCCUGAGCCAUGCUGCAUUUGGCUGGCAAGCUCCCGGGGAGAAAAAAAAGAAGUAUCAACCCACCCGACGCAGAUCUUUAGCUCCUACAGGGGCAACAAGCAUGGGACCCCUGUGGCCCAGAGGGAUGGGGCCUGUCCAAUUAAUUCUCCCCCUCUGGAUGAGUCUUUAUCAUGGAUUGGUCCCAGGACACUGGUCAUCAGGAAGACCCGGCAAGGGUUCGGGUUCACUCUCCGUCACUUUAUAGUUUACCCACCGGAGUCUGCUGUGCUCUCUACACACCAGGAGGAGAAUGGUGGUGCAGGCUUUCCAUCCCCAAGCAGCCGCCUGGAGCCUAUGGACACCAUCUUUGUUAAACAUGUGAAGGAAGGUGGACCAGCUCAGGAAGCUGGACUGUGCACUGGGGACCGACUGGUGAAGGUGAACGGAGAGAGCAUCAUAGGAAAAACGUACUCCCAAGUGAUAGCCCUUAUACAGAAUAGCGAGGAUGCCUUGGAGCUGUCAAUCAUGCCCAGGGAUGAAGAUAUAUUACAACUGGCAUACUCUCAUGAUGCAUAUUUGAAGGGAAAUGAGCCAUAUCGUGGAGGAGCACACAGCAUCCCUGAGCCGCCACCUGUUUUCUACCCAGGCAGAGGUCACCAAGCAGAAUCGGUACCUGAAUACCCCACAGGCUCCAUGUACCAUCGUCUUGGUUCCGAAGAUGCCCUCUCAAUGAGAAGCCCGCCUAAAGGAGAGGUUCCAAGAAGCAGAUAUGCCCGCCAUGACAAUUACAGUCGACCUGGUCCCACCCCUCUCCCUCCUCCCAGACCUUUCCUGGGAGGACCAGCUUCUUCAGACAGAUUCCGUGGUCCAGGACCUCCAAACAUUCCAAGUCAUGGCUGGGCAUCUCGGCCACUUCCUGACCCACCUUGUAGAGCUUCUCCAGACCCUUGGGAACGACUCGGCAGUCCCCGCUGGGUGAGUCCUUGGGAGAGGCACCAAGCUCUGUGCAGUUGGAUGUCACAGCAGACCCCUCGCAGAGAGAGAUCUGAUAUACCCCCCAGAAGACGCAGUGCCUCUCAGGAUAGGUUGGGAGAAGCUAUUCCUUCUAGGAACUGGCCUCAUAGCGCUUCCCAGGACACCCUUCACCAUCCCCCUGUUAAUGAGUCCUGGGGUCAUCGAGCUCAGUCAGACAAUUUCCUUGCUCGAUAUGACAGGUCGAUUGAGAAGUUGGAUAUAAGUGGACUUAUCUCACCUCCUUAUGAACGCUCUAUUUGGUCCCCAGAAAGGACCUCUCGAACUGCUCUAGCAUUUUCCCGUGGGCCACCGAGCCAACCUGUAACACCAGGCCUGCGGGAAGCUACAAAAACCCAACCACAAACCUCUAAUGUUUCAGACUCAGGAUACAUUGGGUACCGUAGUUACAGCCCUUCUUUUCAGCGUCGGACUGAACACCUUCAUGCCUUCUCCUUCAGGGAAACCGCUUUCAGUGGCCUUCCCACUUUUAGGACAGCACAGUAUCCUGGCUCACCUCCAUCUCCUCCAGAGAGGCGGCAGCCAGCUGCAAGUGUCAGCUCCACAGAUGAGAGCUGCAUAACGGAGGAGAGGCGGGAGGAGGUGAUUCUGAGACAAAAGCCUCCCACAGGUCGUAGGGCUGCCCCACCAUCAAGGCAAGCCAAUCUAGUCUUCCAGGAGGAGGGGCAGGAUUCCCAGCCCCUACCUCCCCCUUCAACCAAUGAGGAUGCACCCAGGGAGCGACCAUUGCAGAGGGUACCACCAUUACCCCCUGCUGAAGAACCCCUGGCAUCAAUCCCCUUUAUAGAUGAGCCAACGAGUCCUAGUAUUGACCUACGAGCCAAACAUGUCCCUGCCUCCUGUGUUGUGUCAAGUGCCAUAAAUUCUGCACCUGUUAUCUCUGCAAGUCCCUCUUCUCCAACAUUCAGUUUUUCCAUCAGCCGCCAUUACUCUCAAGACUGCAGUAGUAUUAAGUCAAGUAGGCGUUCAUCUUACCUCCUUGCUAUCAGCACAGAACGCUCCAAAUCUUGUGAUGAUGGACUCAACACUUUUCGUGAUGAUGCUCGACUGCCAAGGAGGGGAGUGGGUCGGGUGCCAAGUCUGAGAAUGCUGCGCAGUUUCUUUACUGAUGGGUCCUUGGAUAGUUUGGCAGCUUCCGAGGAUGGUCAUUCCAAGCGUCACUCAGCCUCUGAGUUGUCUGAUUUGGGGUUCAGUGAUGUGCGCCGAGAGGGAUGGCUACUCUAUAAGCAGAUCCUCACCAGCAAGGGCAAGAAAGUUGGCACUGGGCUCCGUCAGUGGAAGCGAGUUUUCUCCGUGCUACGCUCACGCUUACUCUAUCUGCACAAAGAACGCCCGGAGUUGCAUGGUCCCGGGCCAGGUGAGGAGGAGCAGCCAAUCAGCAUCCUCGGAAGCCUGGUGGACAUCUCUUACAGUGAAACCAAGAAGAAACAUGUCUUCCGGCUGAUGACCCCUGACUUCUGUGAAUAUCUCUUUCAGGCUGAGGAUCGUGAUGAUAUGCUGGGCUGGGUCAAAGUUAUCCGAGAGGACAGCCGGAUUGAGGGAGAGGACCCUGACUUUGCCAGCCAAGCUUUAAUUAGCAAGAAACUUAAUGAGUAUCGCAAAGUAAGCUUAUCUACGGCCAAACCUGAUACUUCCCCAAAAGGAUCGCGCAGCACAGGUUUCAGAUCUGAUAUCUUGUGGGGGGCAGGACUGAGCGUUCCUCGAUCUCCAAAGCAAGACAGCUCUGGCAAAGAGGAUGGGCUGUCUUCUAAAGCUCCUUGGAGUAACCUCAUGAAGAAGAACAAAAAAAGUCCUCCACGUGCAUUCGGUGUGAGGUUGGAGGACUGUCAGCCUGCAACAGAGAACAAGAAAGUACCUCUGAUUGUAGAGUUGUGCUGCACGUUGGUAGAACAGAAGGGUCUGGAGUACAUGGGAAUUUACCGUGUUCCAGGAAACAAUGCGGUUGUAUGCAGUCUGCAGGAACAACUCAACAAGGGCUUGAAUGACCCUAAUGUGCAAGACCAGCGAUGGCAGGACCUUAACGUUGUCAGCAGCCUCCUUAAAUCCUUUUUCCGGAAACUUCCAGAGCCUCUUUUUACAGACAAUAAGUACCGUGAUUUCAUCGAGGCAAAUCGCUUGGAAGACUCGAGAGAGAGGAUGAAAACGCUUCGAAAGCUGAUUCGAGACCUCCCUCCAUACUAUUAUGAGACGCUCAAAUUCCUGGUUCAACACUUGAAGACCAUUGCUGACCACUCGGAAAUAAACAAGAUGGAGCCCAGAAAUCUGGCCUUGGUUUUUGGGCCUACUCUGGUUCGUACUUCUGAAGAUAACAUGACAGACAUGGUUACACACAUGCCGGACCGAUAUAAGAUAGUAGAGACACUCAUCCAACAUGCUGACUGGUUCUUCAGUGAGGAACAGGAGAAAUCUGAAAAGACCCCUGUUGAUGAGACAACAAGCACUCAGUGUAUACCAAACAUUGAGCAUCUUUUGCCAAAUAUUGGUCGAACAACAGGACCUGGGGAUACCUCAGAUUCUGCCAAUAGUGACUCCACUAAAACAAAGGUCUCUCGAAAGGAGCUGUAUGCUCGUGAAAUCCUGUCCAUUCCCUUUAUCUCAGCUGUCAAUCGCAAGCGCAGGAAGAGGCGAGAUGAGAAACGUUUUGGGAGUAGUACAGAGGAAGAUGAUUCUGAACAGGAAGCAGCUCGAGCGAUACAGGCUGAGCAAGAGAUUGGAGGUGUAGAGGAGCAAGAGGAUGCCGAUAAAUCCCUGGAUCCAACUUGCUCAGAGCCUGCAAGUGGGCAAACACUACUAGUUUUGGACAAGGACACAGAGGAGACAGAUGUUGGGAGUCAGUGGCAUGGCCCUGUAGAGGAGAGGAUUCCUGCAGACACUCGUUCUAUUGUUUCAGGAUAUUCCACACUCUCCACACUGUGUUCUGAGCCUGCUUCCAGUGUUCGUGGUGGAGAUUUGGCAGAUGAUGAGCGAAGUGAGCUAAGUCACAUGGAAACAGACACAGAAUGUGGAACACGCUCACAAGACUCAUUUACUUCUCAAAGGCUUAUCCCAGGUGACACAUUUGCUCGUAGGAGGCCUUGCAGAGGAAAGCUGGAUAUUCCUGAUAACGUGACACCCUGCACUUCUCGUACUUUCCAGCGUUCUAGGCCAGCAGCAGACGAUUUGUGUGUGGCUGCGCUGCGGAAACCUGGCUCCCCAGAGACUCGUCGAAGGAAGAGUGCUUGGCGCCGACAUACAGUGGUGCUUCCUGGUCAAUUAACUGACUGCAAUUUUAAUGACUGGAAGGAGCCAGCACCAGGGGCCACAGCAGCUCAGGAGCCAGUUAUUCAAAUGAGUGGUGGAGCCUGGGCAGAAGGAAGGGAUUCAGGACUAAGUAGCUUGGAAUCACAGAAAGCCAAAACUCCAGCAGUGCAAGAACCUGCAGCUGAAAUGCUCUCAAGCAAUGUUACAAAGUCCCAGAAUUCCCAUUUGCAGCCUGGGCUGCGCCACUAUCUCUGAACUCCCAACAAAACGUUAACAUUUGCCCUCUAUAGGUCCACCUAGAGUACCAAGCUUGUAGUAUCUCACUCUCCAACCUCCCUAUUAUAGAGUCUGACCUCUGCUGGCUCCUCAACAUCUCUGUAUUCCUGCAUUCUGGAGUUUACGAUCCCUCUCAUAUUAAGGGGGUUGCCUGUUGUGCCCCAUUAUUAAGGGAACCUGAUAGAGUCCCUUCACCCAAUGAAGAUGUUCAAGCUAGGAUGUGAAUUUGCUUAAACUUAAUGCUGCACUAUAUGAGAUGGUGUAUCACAUCCCCUGCUCACUAUAUAGGGUAUCUUUGUUGGUGUAAGUGGCAACAGGGUAUUAAACGAUCUACAGCUCAUAUGUUUUUCAUAGGGAUAUCUUGUAAGAUACAUGGACAUUGAUCCACGAGCAGAGGUGCCUUAUUACAUUUAAGUUUACAAGUUUAACCCAUUCACUGCUAGGGCUAAUAUCCCAACAUUUUAUAAAACCAUUGAUUUACAUGAUGCUUUUAUAAAUGCUUACAGCCAACAGAUCAUUUUAAUUUAAUGUUUGUCUGCUUAAUUUUUUUUUUUUAUUAUCAGAUUUGCCAAGUAAUGUAGAUACAGAUUUUGUGCACCAAAUGUAUGCAAAAGGGAACAUGGCAAAGGUAAACCAAGCAAUAUGAAGGAGAACUAUGGUUUUGUGAUCGGUCUCAUCUGAUGAUUAUAGGUUUAACCGUUUGUGGGUUUCACUCUGUGCUUGCUUUCCUAUUGCACACACCUGGUGCCUACUGUAAGUGUUGUGUCUUUACCAUUAGCUCAACUUGAAGCUGAAAUCUUCUUUUUUUAAGAAAAAUAUUACAGAUUUCUUUUAGCAUAAAAAGAGCUUGUGGAAGUUAUGUUCUGAUAUAAUUUCUGGGCAGGAUCCCUUCAGGAUUAGAGUUGUAGAAUUGUUUUGUGCUUUACCCCACCAGUCAGUGUAAUUGUAUAACCAAAAGGUUAGGGAACAGGCACAGUACAAGUCUUAUUUGUAUAACAACGACAUUUGAAAAGGUGACUAUAGAAUGACGCCCUUUUUUCUACAACUUCCAUCCAACAGUGAUCACAAGCCUGAGUCUUUAAUAAAGCAGAGGCGCAUAGACAAUGUGGUAGCCGCCAUGAUAUGACUACUGUGCCUCCUAGGCGAGUGUGCAUCCCUGGAAAAAGACUUCUUUACUUUGGCUAUUCCCUUGCGCAGUGUCUUUUAAGAUCUUUGCUCUGAAUAUGACGCCAUAGAAGAAUUGUGCUGUAUUAGUGGUGGUUACACGAGGAAGCAUAUUGACAAUGUCAUAGUUACCUUGGUCACUUGGUAAACAAAACCCUUUUUUUUCUACCUUCACAUUGUAUAGGUCUGUACACGCACAAAAUGUAACUGCUUGUUAGUUGUUUACUGAGAUAUAUUAAGUGUCAGCUGUUUACAAACAAUGAACACAUAUUUUAUUUAUAUAUA
Molecule: messenger RNA, 6452 nt
Organism: Bombina bombina (fire-bellied toad)
Lineage: Eukaryota; Metazoa; Chordata; Amphibia; Anura; Bombinatoridae
Gene: ARHGAP23
Product: Rho GTPase activating protein 23
Exons: 24
Coding region: 402-4982 (1526 amino acids)
Biological process (GO): signal transduction
Molecular function (GO): protein binding; phospholipid binding
Source: RefSeq, a predicted model, not a curated record